AUGACCUACCUUUGGAGUGGUAUCGCUUGUACCCUACGUACACGCAUUGAAGGAAGACUUCUCGCCAAAGACCCUGUCAGAAACCCAUCCAAUACAUUUACUGUGCAUGAGACAAAAUCUGCUGCAGAAGCCUUACUGCAGAGAGAUUGCUUUGACACCAACCCGGCUUAUUCCGACAAUGAAGACAACAAGUCUGACUCUACAGACCACGAUAAUGACACUGAGUCAAGUGACUCAGAAUCAUCUGAAUCUGAAGGUGAUACUGGGUCACACAAGCAACAGCUGAAGAAACUGGAGAAGAAAACAGAGAAGCUGGCUAAGAAAAAGAGCAAGAGAAUUACCAAGGAUUCUGAUGAUAAAGACACUUCAGUCAACCUCUUUUCAUAG
Molecule: messenger RNA, 387 nt
Organism: Serpula lacrymans var. lacrymans S7.9
Lineage: Eukaryota; Fungi; Basidiomycota; Agaricomycetes; Boletales; Serpulaceae
Exons: 1
Coding region: 1-387 (128 amino acids)
Source: RefSeq, a predicted model, not a curated record